UAUAAUCUGUGAAUGUGCGGCUCUGAGUGUGAGCGGGCGGCUGGAGCUUCUCGUUGCACAUGUUCCGGGAAGAAACCGAACGAAGAGCGUGGAACAAAAGCUGAGAAAUGAAUGACUGAGAGGACGAAAAGAAAACACGCUCAUUUUUUCCUCUUCUUCCUCUUCUUCUGAUAGCUGGAGGAGGACGCAGAUAGCUGCACCACCACCAGGAAAUAUCUUCAAAAUGGACCUUCAUGAUAAAGAAAUUAUCCCUGGAGAGAUUUUGCCUGUGGUGAUCAUCGGUAACGGUCCAUCGGGGAUCUGUCUGUCCUACCUGUUGUCAGGUUACACCCCCUACCUGUCACCUGAGGCGUCCCAUCCCAACCCCCUGCUGCACAGCAAACUGGGAGAGCAGCCUCACCUGUCGCUGCUGGAGCAGGACCUGGAGUACCUGUGCGAGGGUUUGGAGGGACGGUCGUCCAAUCCCGUGGCCGUGCUCUUUGAUUCGCUGCUGCUGCCCGACAGUGACUUCGGAUUGGACCACACGUCUCCGUUGGAAUGGCGAUACGAGCCGGAGCGCGCCAUCCCACACCUGGUGCUGGGGAAGGGUCCGCCUGGAGGAGCCUGGCAUGCUAUGGAGGGCUCCAUGCUAACUCUGAGCCUGGCUAACUGGAUGGAGCUUCCCGGACUCAAACUGAAGGACUGGAUGAGAGAGAAACGCAGAAAUGUUCGAAACGACCGUGCCACGCCAGCAGAGAUCGCCUCCUACUACCAACACUACGUUUCCCAGAUGUCCCUGGAGCAGAGCUUUGCAUGUGGUACCACCGUCACCUCGGUAACCAGGCAGCCUGGCAACCAGGAGGGGGCGCCACCCUGCUGGAGAGUCUCAGGACUGCAGCACAGAGAGGGGGAAGAGCUGGCAGAUGGUUCUGCUGUUUCCGAGGCCGUGCCCUUCUCCAUGUUGGCCCACAACGUGGUGUUGGCGACCGGGACGCACGAUAUCCCGGCGCGCCUAGGCGUGGAGGGCGAGUCCCUGCCCUACGUCUGCCACUCCUUCUGGGAGCUGGAGGCCGCCAUCUCUCGCGGCGAGCUCGACCAAUCGUCAGACCCCGUGCUGGUGGUGGGGGCGGGGCUCACGGCGGCCGACGCGGUACUGGCCGCCCACCAUCUCAACACGCCGGUUUACCACGCCUUCAGACGCUCGGUCACCGACCCAGGCCUCAUCUUCAACCAGCUGCCCAAGCUGCUCUACCCAGAGUACCACAAGGUUCACCAGAUGAUGACUCAGCAGCAGUACCAGCCAAGCCCUCCACCGCAGGACCACGCCCAGAACCUCCAUGACCACUCCUCCCCUUCCUCCCUCCCUCCCUCCUCUUCCUCUUCCACCUCUUCACCCCCUUCCUCCUACCCAGGGUACCUGAGCUUCCCUCGCUACAGGGUGGUGGCGCUCCGACCGGACCGGAAGUGCGUUCUGGAGUCGGACUCUGGCCAGCGGACGGUGGUCCAGAUCUCAAAGGCGCUGGUUCUGAUCGGCGCCCACCCCAACCUCUCCUUUCUGGGCGACAAUGGCCGUUCGCUUGGCGUCAACCCCGACGAGCCAAUCACGUGCCGGAGGAACCCGAUCGAAGUGGACCCGUUCACGAACAAGGUGGUUGCGGCAGACGGGCCGGGCAUGUACGCCAUGGGGCCGCUCGUCGGCGAGAACUUCGUCAGGUUCCUGAAAGGAGGAGCGCUGGCUAUCGCUAGCGAUCUCGCCAAGACACAGGGGGUGGGGGGAAGGGAGUUAACCACAGACAGAUGGGUGGACAGACAGGCGACCACGCAGACAGAAGCAGAGGCUUGCGUUGGGGAUUCGUAGCAGGUUUGGGGAAGGAUGGAGUGGACCGGUCUGAUCCGAGCUCAUCGAAUGAGACAAAACAGGAACUGCUGCAAAGAAAAAAGGUUUUCCAGAUAUGUAGGGAAAUCAAAGGCGCUGCUAAGUUGUUUUGAGGUGUGAAAACGGCCAAGAAAUGGGCUUUAGGACUGGAAAUGCACUGGUUUGGAUGGGUCUCAUCUCUUAGUAAAUCUACUGUAGAUUUGGUUGGGCAAAAAGAAGCCUUCAGAUCUGAAAAUCCUGAAAAGCAGCUUUAAAAAAGUUGUGCUCCUACAGAAAUACAGGGCAGUCGUAUGUAAGUUGGAGUUAAAAUGAGAAGAAGACAGUGAAGUGAAGGGUUCGUAAUGCAUUUGGGUCAUCCCUGUCAAAGCAUAAAGCUUAAAAUGUACAACUUUACCAACUACAAGUUGUUCUGGAAGGCCGUAAACUCCACCAUCAGCUUAUGUGUACUAUCCAAUACUGGAUUUUAGAGGCUGAUACCAAUAUCUGCAUAUCGAUAUAUUGGCAGAUAUUGUUUUUCUGUUAACGUUCUGGAUGACGAUCACUUGAAUUUGGGUGACAUGUACUUAACAAGACAAUUUACAGUCACAAAAUGUCAGUGCCCUCUGGUGGUCAAACAAUGCCAACACCCUUUUAUAAUGACCUUGUACAUAUCUGCCAAAUAUUUGGCUUUUCUGUAAAGCAGUUUCUCAUAUGUCGAUAUGUCUUCGAUAAGCUAGAAUCAGUUGAUUAUACUGGCUGUAGUUGUAGCUUUCAUGAACAACUGGCAAACAACUGGUUUAUGGUAAAUACUGUACAUCCAUAUCAUGUUUUUAAAGGACUGUUUAACAUGUCCAGGCUGAUACAACCAAACAUAUGAGUUCAUAACCUGUAAAUAUGACUUUAUUCCUAACUUUACGAGUUAAUGAGGACCAACACAAACAGAGAUGGAAGAGGAGAUCUGAAAAAGGGUGGAAAGAAGGAAUCUUGAGAGAAUAUUAAAAAAAGAAAAGCUGAAUCCAAGUGUACGGACUCCACCGCAGUUGUAGACUCGAAGACUUUGCGGGCAGCGUUCCCCGGGAAGUCUGCGAGUGCUGAGGGCUCUCCAAAUCCUCAAUUCAUCCCGUCCACAAAGGGGCCUCCAGCAGACUUUGUGCAGAUUUCCAGAGAGUCUGCUUGGGGUGCAGACUUCACCGAUUUAAUGUGACGUUGUAGAUUUUACAAUUGUGAAACAGAAUUGAGACCUGUGAACACAUCACAGUACAUACGGUUAAAGUCCCCAAGUGUGGAGUGGAGGGUGGACAUUUGGAUUCAGCCAAAGACAAGAAUGAUACAUAUAUUCUGGUCUGGUUUACUGCUGGAGAGUCUCAGGACUGCAGCACAGAGAGGGGGAAGAGCUGGCAGGUACAGUGAAUGAAAACAGGGAAUGUUGUUUAAAAAAUGAAAGAGAGCAGACAGUUAAAGACCAGUGAAGUCAAUUAAGCACUUUCCCGGUGCUGGCUGAGCGUUACUGAGCAGCCUCCAGCUGAGCUUGAAGACGUAGAUGUGACGUGAGCAACCUGUCUGAAAGUGUGAAGUCUUCUGGUAGCUGUGCCGAGAGAAAUCUCAAUCAUUCCCAAUCUUACAGAGACGGAGAGCGUGAGUAGGAGCUGUCCAUGAGCGUAGGAGCAAAAUGUUGCUGAAAUAUUUUGUUCCGAUGCUUUCAUGGCCUCUCUACGGGCUUCUCCCUUGACUGUAUGAUGCCUCCACGUCCCCCUGAUUGCCUGUGAGCUUCUCCUGUACUAUACGGUAAUUCCUCUACUGUGUGACAGUAAGUCUCGUGGUUAUGACCCAAUCAUUAGCCUAUUGUUAUAAAAGCGUCUGCUACGGAGCCAUAAC
Molecule: messenger RNA, 3709 nt
Organism: Perca fluviatilis (European perch)
Lineage: Eukaryota; Metazoa; Chordata; Actinopteri; Perciformes; Percidae
Gene: osgn1
Product: oxidative stress induced growth inhibitor 1
Exons: 8
Coding region: 224-1837 (537 amino acids)
Source: RefSeq, a predicted model, not a curated record